AUGUUGUGCAAGAAAUUCGUCUCUGUCUCCGCUCUUGCUACUCUCGCUGCCGGCGCCAGCCGCGCUAUCGAACGUCAGGAUCAGUCCCCUCAAUGCUGCCAACAGGUAUUGAGAGCUGAUUCUUCCGAUGGUCAAGCGAUCCUUAGCCUGCUCAAUAUUGUCUUGCAAGACUUCAAUGUCCUUGUUGGUUUCGGCUGCGCCCCCAUCUCUGUGAGUGAUGGUGGAAGCGGUACUUGCUCUCCCGGUACCCCCGUCGUUUGCGCUGACGCCAGUCAUGGCGGUAUCGUCGAUCUUGAUUGCGUACCUAUCACAUAG
Messenger RNA from Marasmius oreades (fairy-ring Marasmius), 315 nucleotides. RefSeq lists its product as uncharacterized. NCBI's taxonomy places the organism in Eukaryota, Fungi, Basidiomycota, Agaricomycetes, Agaricales, Marasmiaceae. Gene Ontology annotation, cellular component: fungal-type cell wall. The transcript has 3 exons. The record is from RefSeq and is a predicted model, not a curated record. The coding region runs from base 1 to 315 and encodes 104 amino acids. Gene Ontology annotation, molecular function: structural constituent of cell wall.